AUGUCAUGGCCUUCCUCGCACCAAGGUCAGUUUCCGAUAAGCGUCGUAGCGUCCAAGCACAUGCCCUCCUCGACCGCCGCUGCCACAACCACACCGACGACGUCGUCGUUGACGACGCUCGGCACCAAGCUCGGGAUCGACCUCGCGGCCGCCGGUAUUGCGUCCUUCUUCGUCGCGCCCUUUAUCACGACGGUCGACCGCGCCGUCAUUGAGAAUGCCGCCGGCGCCCGCCCGCUCAAGAAGGCCCUCGUCGAGAUCAGCAGGGACUUUGUCCGCAACCCGCUCCAGUUCAUUCGCCGAAAGGAGUUUCUUUUGAUUUACGGUGUCUACACGGCCACGUACCUCAGCGCGAACGCUGUCGAUUCGCUCUGCGAGACGGUCGAAGUCGACAGCAACAUGCCCAAGUUCUUGUCCACGACAGCCGUCAACAUGGGCGCGUGCAUCAUCAAGGACCGCGAGUUCACGCGUAUGUUUGGCGUCAUUGCGCCGACCAAGUUCCCGCUCAUGUCAAUGGGGCUCUUUGCGAUCCGCGAUUCGCUCACGGUUGGCGCGUCGUUCAUUGCGCCGCCGAUUCUGUCGGCCAAGUUCCAGGAGCUCGGCCAGACGCCGCGGACGUCAAAUACGCUCGCGCAGCUCACGUGCCCGAUGCUGGUGCAAUUUCUCUCAACGCCGCUCCACCUCCUCAGUCUCGACUUGUACAACAACAAGGGCGUCCCGAUGAACCAGCGCAUGUCAUUCAUCUCGCGCGAAUACAUCAAGUCGACGGGUGCCCGUGUUGCGCGUGUCGUCCCGGCCUUUGGGUUUGGCGGCAUUGGCAACAAGUACUUUCGGGACACGAUGCGAACCAAGUUGCUUUGA
Molecule: messenger RNA, 858 nt
Organism: Saprolegnia diclina VS20
Lineage: Eukaryota; Oomycota; Saprolegniomycetes; Saprolegniales; Saprolegniaceae
Exons: 1
Coding region: 1-858 (285 amino acids)
Cellular component (GO): mitochondrion
Source: RefSeq, a predicted model, not a curated record